This is a messenger RNA of Clarias gariepinus (North African catfish), 1123 nucleotides long. RefSeq names its product parathyroid hormone 1a (gene pth1a). Gene Ontology annotation, cellular component: extracellular region. Bases 86 to 403 code for a protein of 105 amino acids. Gene Ontology annotation, molecular function: hormone activity. Gene Ontology annotation, biological process: intracellular calcium ion homeostasis. The transcript is spliced from 3 exons. The record is from RefSeq and is a predicted model, not a curated record. Lineage: Eukaryota; Metazoa; Chordata; Actinopteri; Siluriformes; Clariidae.
CUCUCUCUCUCUCUCUCUCUCCACACACACACACACACACUGCAGGACUGGACCCCGCAACAAGUAUAAAGAAUAAAAACAAACCAUGGUUUCCAUCAGAGCUUUGCAUAAAACCAUUGUGUUUCUGUGCGUGUGUGUUCUGUACAACAGCAUGAGGGCCGACAGCAAACCACUGAGCCGGAGGGCCAUCAGCGAGGUCCAGCUGAUGCACAGCGUCGGCCUGCGUAAACACAUCCAGCAGAGACAGGACUGGCUGCAGGAGCACAUGCAGGACAUUCACACCGCCCCACGGCAUUAUGGGAAAAUGAGCAGCGAGCGCGUCAUCCUGGAGCACUUGUUAUCCAAAGAUUUUGCUUCAGACUCAGAAAACGGAGAUUUAGUGGAGAAUCUGGAUACGCAAUAAAACACGGACGCUUACGAGAGCGACCUGCAUAACGUUCCAACUUCUCAUCUUUAUCACAUUCAUCCUAAAUAUAUUGCUAUUUAUUUUUUUCUAUUUAUAUAUUUAAGCAUUUGUAUAGAUUUAUAGAUUUUUGGACUCUGAUUGUUAGAAAAUACUUCUGCUUGUUAUAAAUGUCUUAUAAAUAUUUUAUAUACAUUUUGUAGUACUUUUGCUUUAGAAAAGUAGCUGUAUAAAAAAGCACCUUUACUUCUUUUACAGCGAGACUUCGGCAUAUGAAUGCCCUUUCUUAAGAAUUGUUGCCUUAAGAAUUAAAAUUUUUGCAAGAAAUUUGAAACGGCAUGCACGUACAUCUGAGAGCCAUUCAAAACUGGUUUGCAUCUGUGGAAAAAACUAAUUCUUUAAUCAUAAAUAAUAUAUUUUGUCAGAAAUUUUGGAUCGCGUGAAAGGUUACGUGAGGUUGAAUGUUGAUAUGUUAAUUUAUAAAAUGUUUUUAUAUAAAAAGUUAUGAGUAUAGUGUUAAAAAUUGGUAAUAUGAGUACUACAUUUAGGUGGCAUUAUUUCACGAUACACCUUUUCACCUUAAGAACUCCCUUCCGGAACGAAUUAAAUUCGUAUGCCGAGGUUCCGCUGUUUUUAAUUUAUAAGCUGAAAUACUGUUUACUGAAACCAAAAAUAUUGUAAAACAGGACCAAUUUCUUUUUUCCUAAAGCAAUGCAAAAA